UUGUAUUAUUUUUCUUUUUUCUCAUGGGGUGAAAGGCUCCCCCUCUCUCUUAUAUUAUUUUUCUUUUUUCUCAUGGAGUGAGCCUUACACCUCACUUAAUCUGUUUAUUGUUGACCAUACUUUAAGGAGUCAAUUCCAUUGGCCAGUUCAUGGGAAACAAAUACCUUGUUGACAUUAUUUCAAAUUUCUUUAGUAGAUUCUCUACACGCUCUUUAUCAGCACGUGGGACUUUCUCAUUUCUUCUUCUCAAUAUACACAAUACUAACGCACACAUGUCUCUCUCUGCCAAUAUUUUCCUCUUCUCCAGCUCUUCCCUCUUUCUCCCCUUCUCAAAACAUCACCUCAGCUAAACAAUUCAACAAACACUUUACGUACACACUGAGAGUAACACCUGUCGCUGUGUCACACCACAAAAUUUCGUCACUUUCCGACCUCAUCGCCGGUCCCGGUCUUCUAACUCCGUCGACACCCAAAACCCAUCUCGCCGGCGGCGACUUUUCCCGGUCAAAUGCACCAAAGGAACCGGAAAACUGACACAAGUCUUCAUAGCCGUGACGACACGAUGAUACAGCCCAAACCCAAACUACACCAACAACAACCAGAGACCAACAACGAGCUCUGGGUCUGCUUCUGAUUCUUUCAGAUACAUACCCAAACUCGUCACCCAUUUUCGAACACACCUUCUCAAUGGCCGACUCUGAUUCGACCCCAAUCGACACGUCUUCCUCGGUCCCUCUAUCAUCAUCCACUGAAGAUGUUGCGGUGAAAGCGGUGAACAAGCGAUACGAAGGGUUGGUGACGGUUCGAACCAAGGCCAUCAAAGGGAAAGGAGCUUGGUAUUGGGCUCAUCUUGAACCCAUUUUGAUUCGAAACCCCGAGUCGAACCUUCCCAAGGCCGUGAAGCUCAAGUGCACUCUCUGCGACGCGGCGUUUUCGGCUUCGAACCCGUCAAGAACAGCCUCGGAGCAUCUCAAGAGAGGGACUUGCCCCAAUUUCAGCUCUGUAUUGAAACCCAUUUCGUCUGCUUCUUCUCCGUCUCCAUUGUCGAUGAUAGCUUCGCCUUCUUCACAUAAUCAUCGGAAACGGAGCUCACAACAUACGGGUCAUACGGGUACUUCUUCGGUUUCUUACCAACUUCAUUCGCUGGCUAUGGUUGAUUCGAGACGGUUUUGCAGUGAAUUGGGUUACUCUCCGCCGUCACAAGUUGCGCAAACUGUUGGCAGUGUGACUAAUACAGGGUUGAACCAGCAGCAUUUGAUGUUAUCUGGUGGAAAGGAGGAUUUGGGUGCUUUGGCGAUGUUGGAAGACAGUGUAAAGAAGCUCAAGAGUCCGAAAGCCUCACCCGGUCCGUCUCUGAGCAAGGACCAGGCUGAUUCUGCUCUGGACCUGUUGGCUGAUUGGUUCUAUGAGUCUUGUGGGUCAGUCCCAUUUUCUAGCCUUGAGCACCCCAAGUUCAAAGCUUUCCUUAGCCAAGUUGGCUUCCCCUCUGUGCCACGAAGAGAGCUUUUUGGUGCUAGGCUCGAUUCUAAGUAUGAUGAAGCGAGAAUGGAGUCAGAAGCUAGAAUUAGGGAGUCUUUGUUCUUUCAAGUUGCUUCUGAUGGGUGGAAGAACAAGAACUGUAGAUAUGGGGAAGAGAAUUUGGUUAAGUUUAUGGUUAAUCUUCCAAACGGAACAAGUGUGUUCCAAAAGUCUCUAUUUUCAGCUGGUUCGGUACCUUCCAAGUACGCGGAGGAGAUUAUGUGGGAGACAUUAGCUGGUAUAUGUGGGAGUGAUGUGCAUAGAUGUGUAGGUAUUGUUGCUGAUAAGUAUAAGGGCAAGGCAUUGAGAAAUUUGGAGGUUCAGAAUCAUUGGAUGGUUAAUUUAUCUUGUCAGCUCCAGGGUGUUAUUAGUUUAAUUAAGGAUUUUAGCAAAGAGCUUCCUCUUUUUAAGACUGCAACUGAUAAUUGCUUGAAGGUGGCUAACUUUUUUAAUAGUAAUUCUCAGCUUAGGAAUAGCUUCCACAAGUUUAGGUUGCAGGAACUUGAGCCUGCUGGGUUGCUUAGAGUUCCUUCGCCCAAAUGCAAUAACUCCAAGAACUUUGCUCCUGUUAUGGCAAUGUUGGAGGAUAUGCUGAGCUGUGCUCGGGUACUACAAUUACUUGUAUUGGAUGAUUCAUAUAAGAUCAUGUGCGGUGAUGAUCCCAUUGCCAGAGAAAUUGCAGAGAUUAUUCAAGAUGUAGAGUUCUGGAAUGACUUAGAGGCUGUUCAUUCACUAGUGAAGCUGGUUAAAGGGAUGGCUGAAGAGAUUGAGGCUGAGAGGCCAUUAGUUGCACAGUGCCUUCCUCUUUGGGAGGAGUUGAGAGCAAAAGUGAAGGAAUGGUGUGCCAAAUUCAGCAUUGCAGAAGGUCCUGUUGAGAAAAUAGUUGAAAAGAGAUUCAAGAAAAACUACCACCCAGCGUGGUCUGCUGCGUUUAUACUAGACCCACAGUACUUGAUGAGAGACACAAGCGGAAAAUACCUUCCGCCAUUCAAGUGCUUGACACAUGAGCAGGAGAAGGAUGUAGAUAAGCUCAUAACCCGUUUGGUUUCAAGGGAGGAAGCUCAUAUUGCAUUGAUGGAGCUCAUGAAAUGGAGGUCAGAAGGGCUUGAGCCACUAUAUGCACAGGCUGUUCAAGUCAAACAGCGAGACCCUCUGACAGGAAAGAUGAAAAUUGCAAACCCACAGAGCAGUAGACUUGUCUGGGAAACUUGCCUAAAAGAGUUUAAGUCACUGGGGAAGGUUGCAGUGAGGCUUCUCUUCCUUCAUGCAACCUCGUGUGGGUUCAAAUGCAACUGGUCUUUCAUGAGAUGGGUUUGUGUUCAAAGGCAUUCCAGGGUGGGCCUAGAGAAGGCUCAGAAGAUGAUAUUUAUCGCAGCUCAUGCGAAGCUUGAAAGGAGGGAUUUUUCAACUGAUGAAGAAAAGGAUGCAGAGCUAUUUUCCAUGGCCAGCGGUGAGGAUGACAUGCUCAAUAUGGUCUUUGCGGAUGCUCCCUCAGUGCUGGGCCCUCUGUGGGACUGUUGAUCUCAGCAUUGAAAAGAUGGAGCUUGCAGUCAUUAUUUUGGAUUGCCAUGAUUGUUAAAAGGUCUUGAGCAAACUGGAAGCAAGGCAGGCUGUCGGGAUGAGGAAGAACAUGACGGGGUGAAAGGGAUUUGGCAACAAACUUAAACUACUUUCUUUGCCGCGAGUACCGUUGACUAUAAUUCAACAG
Cornus florida is the source of this 3226-nucleotide messenger RNA. RefSeq lists its product as uncharacterized. The record is from RefSeq and is a predicted model, not a curated record. The transcript has 2 exons. Lineage: Eukaryota; Viridiplantae; Streptophyta; Magnoliopsida; Cornales; Cornaceae. The coding region runs from base 688 to 3039 and encodes 783 amino acids.